AUGGUGUGCAGGUUCCUUGAGAGGGCGGCGAUCGUGGAGGCGGAGGCGGAGGCGGAGGAGGAGGGUUCGGGUUCUUCCGGGUCCGGCAAGAAGAAGUGGGCGGCGUGCACGCUGACGGACGUGGAGGAGGUGAAGCAGGUGCUGCGGAUGCUCCCGACCUGGGCCACCACCAUCCCCUUCUGGACCGUCUACGCCCAGAUGACCACCUUCUCCGUCUCCCAGGCGCAGGCCAUGGACCGCCGCCUCGGCUCCUCCUUCGAAAUCCCCGCCGGCUCCCUCACCUUCUUCUUCGUCGGCUCCAUCCUCCUCACCGUCCCUGUCUACGACCGUCUCGUGGUGCCCCUCGCCCGCCGCGUCACCGCCAACCCGCAGGGCCUCUCCCCGCUGCAGCGCAUCUCCGUCGGCCUCCUCCUCUCCGUGCUCGCCAUGGUCGCCGCCGCGCUCACCGAGCGCGCACGCCGGACGGCCUCCCUCGCCGGCACCACGCCCUCCGUCUUCCUGCUCGUGCCGCAGUUCUUUCUCGUCGGCGCCGGGGAGGCCUUCACCUACGUCGGCCAGCUCGACUUCUUCCUGCGCGAGUGCCCCAGGGGAAUGAAGACCAUGAGCACGGGGCUCUUCCUCAGCACGCUCUCGCUCGGCUUCUUCUUCAGCACCGCCAUCGUCAGCACCGUGCACGCCGUCACCACCUCAGGCGCAGGCGGGCGGAGGCCCUGGCUCACCGACGACCUCGAUCAGGGCAGCCUCCACAAAUUCUACUGGCUGCUAGCCGCCAUCAGCGCCGUCAACCUGCUGGCCUUCGUGGCCGUGGCCAGGGGAUACGUCUACAAGGAGAAGCGCCUGGCGGAGGCCGGCAUCCACCUCGUCGCCCACGAUGACGACGUCCUCGUCCAUGCUUGA
This is a messenger RNA of Miscanthus lutarioriparius, 897 nucleotides long. NCBI's taxonomy places the organism in Eukaryota, Viridiplantae, Streptophyta, Magnoliopsida, Poales, Poaceae. The record is from the annotation of a GenBank genome assembly.